Molecule: messenger RNA, 1456 nt
Organism: Macadamia integrifolia
Lineage: Eukaryota; Viridiplantae; Streptophyta; Magnoliopsida; Proteales; Proteaceae
Exons: 7
Coding region: 214-1092 (292 amino acids)
Source: RefSeq, a predicted model, not a curated record
GUAUUGAUAGAUUGAUGAAGGAAAGUCGGUUAAGAAAAGGAAUUUCGGUCUUUUCAGUUCUCCCGGUAUCUUCUUCUUCUUCAAUAAGAAGAGAAUAGCAGAGGGUCCUCUUCCUUCUCAGGGACGUCUCAGGUCGUCUGUUCUUCCUUCUCGGUUUGUUGAACCUGAAGUCUUUGUUUGCUAAAAUCCUUAUAUCCGUAAAGUUGGUGAGAAAUGAAGAUGAGGAUCAUUGCUCUGUUCUUUGUCGUUCUUGUUUCAUUGUUUUUCGUGGAUGCAAGAAAUUUCUUCUCAACUCAGUAUUCUGGAAAAUUAGCUGAGAAUGGCGUGACCUCUGUCAAAAUCCAGCCUGCAUUCUGGUCUUCUCAAGGCUUGUCACCAGAGUUCAUCUGUCUUUCAUGCUUGGAGGUGUCAAGAAAUACUAUGAAAGCAUUAAGCGAUCCAUUACUACCAGAGAAAGUCAGCACAUUCGUGAAUGAUGCUUGUCACAUUCUUCCUUCAGACAUGCGUGUAAAGUGUGUUGAUAUGAUUGGGGUGCACAUCAAUCAGGCUAUUGUGUUUCUUCAAGACUAUUUCAGCGAGGAAAAUCUCUGCAACAGUACAGGGUUGUGCCCUUCAAAGGCCAAUACCUUUCCAAUGUUAAACUUGGGCAAGGAUCUACAUUUAUCACUAUCCCAUAAUUUCUUGAGUAAGCCUGCAUUGCACCCCAAGCCUCUGCCUAGAGUGCAAAUUCCGUCUUCUAUGUUACAAAAGUUCACUAAUAAGAUAUCAGAUGACAAAAACUGUGGCGCAUGCCAUACUGCCGUGGAAGAUAUACGUGAUCAUUUGGAGGAUCCUGACAUGAAGAUUAAGGUAAUAAAGAUUCUUCUGAAGGCUUGCAACAAUGUUGAGAACCAUGCCAAAGAAUGCAAAAGAAUGGUUAUGGAGUAUGGUCCUCUGAUUUUGGCAAAUAUUGGGAAAUAUUUAGAUAAUAAUGACUUCUGCAGCAUUGUUCAUAUAUGUAAACCCUCGACCCACGACACUUUGACGACUACAGAGGAUUUUCAUCCAAUUAUAGAGUUGCCAACCAGCUCCAGUGGUGCGAUUUCCAAAUGAAUCAUCUCAGGGGAGGAAAUAUAAGAACAAUGCUCCAUCAACGUACAUAAUGCUUCCCUGAUUGCAUGUUUUGCCUUGAUGGCCUGUUGCCACGAAGGAAUAUUGAAAGGACAAACUUGUGAUAUAGUCAGUGAUUACAUGGUUUGGGUACUGGGGAUAUGAGAUGCCCCUUGUAAAGUAUUAUGAAGGAGUUUUUGCCCCCAAGCAGCGAGAUAAAAGAUUUGGACUGUUAACUAUGCUUGAAUGGUAUACACCCACAAGAAUAAAAGUAUCCGAUGUAAAAGUCGUCAUUGGAUAAUAUCUGGUGACUUUGAUACUUAGAUGAUUGAUUAUAAUGUAGCACAGGACGCAUAAUUCAGAAGUA